UAUCAGUGCACUAAUUUCCCGAACUCUUAUCUCUCUGUCUUAAAAAAUGGGUGGUUCAGAAGUAGCUUGGCCUUGCAUAGUUGUUCAUGCUAUGAUGAUGAUCAGUUUGAUGCUUAACACACAGCAGAUACAUGGUGCAUUGCCGGCGAACACACAAAAGCUGAUUGAUGAGGCCAACGAGGGUGGCCCUUAUCUAGGCUUGGUCAUUCCAAACUCUUUUGAAAUGAAGCCUCUUCUUCAAUCUCCGAACUUCACCUCAACUGACUUGAUCAUAAAUUUUUCCGGAAGGAGAUUUCGAUUUGGAACCAUUGCUAACAAGAAAGUCAUAUUGGUUAUGACAGGACUGUCAUUGAUUAACGCAGGCAUAACCACACAGCUUUUGUUAACCCUGUUCAAUAUAGAAGGAGUGGUGCAUUAUGGCAUAGCUGGAACUGCAAACCCAUCUCUCAACAUUGGAGAUGUUGCCAUUCCUCAUUAUUGGGCCCACACUGCUCUUUGGAACUGGCAGAGAUAUGGGAAAGGGCCUGAAGAUGAGCUGCCCCUUGAAGCAAAUGGAGACUACACCAGAGAAUUUGGGUACUUGAAUGUUGCAAAUUACACUGUGAAUGUGACAGAUGGCAGCUCAUAUGACAACUUAUUGAACAACAUUUGGUUUCAACCAGAGGAGGUCUUCCCCAUAGAUGGAACUCCCGAAGAAAGACAGCAUGCCUUUUGGGUUGCUGUUGAUCCCCACUACUAUGAAAUCUCCCAAAAAGUAGAGGACGUGAAGUUGGAAGGCUGCCUCAACUCAACAACAUGUUUGUCCAAUAUACCAAAAGUGGCAAGAGUCCAAAGGGGAGCAAGUGCAAGCAUUUACCUAGACAAUGCUGCUUAUCGUGGCUUCCUAUAUAACAAAUUCAACAUAAGCCCUAUGGACAUGGAGACUGCUUCUGUUGCCCUGAUAUGCCUCCAACAAAGGGUUCCCUUCAUAGCCAUCAGGGCUCUCUCUGACUUGGCUGGCGGUGGCUCUGCUAAGUCGAAUGAGGCCGACACGUUCAGCCCUCUCGCUGCCAAGAACUCGGUUACAGUUGUUGUGGAAUUUAUCAAACAGUUAUCAGCUGCUGCUACUAUCUCUGUUUAAUAUUCAUGAUUUUGCAUCUUUUAUUACUUUUGUAUGCAACUUUUGUAAUUUUAAAUAAAUUGAGGGCCUUUUCGAAAAUGGGACCCCCUUGUUGCUGUUCUUAUUUGUUUGGGCUGCUCUUGUGCUGCCUCAUUAUGCAACUUUAUUAUUAUAUUGUCAAGCAUUUAUAAGA
Messenger RNA from Prunus mume (Japanese apricot), 1292 nucleotides. RefSeq names its product bark storage protein A-like. The record is from RefSeq and is a predicted model, not a curated record. Gene Ontology annotation, molecular function: catalytic activity. Gene Ontology annotation, biological process: nucleoside metabolic process. NCBI's taxonomy places the organism in Eukaryota, Viridiplantae, Streptophyta, Magnoliopsida, Rosales, Rosaceae.